UGAAGGAGGAGAUCCAGUCCCAGAGGAGUGACAACAGGCAGGAGGGCAGACGGGUGAACGAGGUGAGUAUGGAAGUCCUUGGUUUGAGACCUGACUGUGGUACAUGGACUAAAUCGGACAAGCACUGAAGUGUGAGCGUGGCAGGAGGAGAAUCCUGUAGGAACUGAGGACAGAGAGCAGCGUUAGAUACAAGACGGAACAUGGAACAUUUAACAGAACACUAGGAAGCCAAGUUACCACCAGGGGUAGUAGGACGAACUGGCGAUGAGAAGCAGGCAGUGCUGAUUUAAAAACCCUCCUUCUGGUUGCUCCUGGAAGAGGAGCAGGUGAGGUGGCGAAAUCUCUGCCUUGGAGGAUGGUCUGGACACCUCUGACACACCCUGGAAAAUCUCCAGACACUCCCACAGAACAUGACAGGUUGGAUCUCUGUCUUAGCCUUCGAGUUUCACACUGUGGAGGUUCAGCCUGGUGAAGAAGUCACGCUGCAGUGCUCCAACCUUAGCAGACUUUAUGUUCGCUUAUCCUGGUUCAGAAUGACAAACAGAAAAGGAAAAAUCUCUUCUAUGUUCAGCCCUGAGAGCAAUGCGACUUUUCAUGAAGGAUUUCAAAAUAGCAAAUUCAACAUGACAUCCAACACCUCUGUGCUAUUUCUUGAGAUCAAACAAGUGGAUUCAUCUGACUCUGGGCUGUAUUUCUGUGGUGAGGACAGUUCUGAAAAGUUAAUAGUUUAUGGUGCAACAAAUUUAAAGGUUCAAGAAGGUAGAUCACAAAAUCCAUCCACUAUGAUCCUGGGCAGUUUAACUGUUUUCCUUCUCCUGGUCAUCAUCGGUCUGAUUGUCAAGAUCAGGAAAUUUUAUACAGCUGAAGAUGACAGACAGAAUCCACAACGCAGUGAGGGCAGAAUUUUGUCUAACCCUACACAUCAGAACAAAAAUCAGAAGGCCUGUACCACAGAGAGAGCUGGAGCCAAAUGUUGUGUACGCUGCUACGAGAUAGACUCACAGGAAAAGCAACACAAAAACUCUCUCAAACAUUAUGUUGUUAGUUGA
Messenger RNA from Oreochromis aureus, 1049 nucleotides. RefSeq lists its product as uncharacterized. The coding region runs from base 411 to 1049 and encodes 212 amino acids. NCBI's taxonomy places the organism in Eukaryota, Metazoa, Chordata, Actinopteri, Cichliformes, Cichlidae. Gene Ontology annotation, biological process: response to bacterium. The record is from RefSeq and is a predicted model, not a curated record. The transcript is spliced from 5 exons.